Molecule: messenger RNA, 1462 nt
Organism: Phaethon lepturus (White-tailed tropicbird)
Lineage: Eukaryota; Metazoa; Chordata; Aves; Phaethontiformes; Phaethontidae
Gene: DCTN4
Product: dynactin 4 (p62)
Exons: 13
Coding region: 37-1257 (406 amino acids)
Cellular component (GO): dynactin complex
Source: RefSeq, a predicted model, not a curated record
GUGGACUCUCACUACUGCCCCAGCUGCCUGGAAAACAUGCCUUCAGCUGAAGCCAAGCUGAAAAAGAAUAGGUGUGCUAACUGUUUUGACUGCCCGUGCUGCAUGCACACCCUUUCCACCCGGGCCACGAGCAUUCCUGAAAAACCAGCCAAGACUACCAUGAAGAAAGCAUAUUACUUGGCCUGUGGAUUUUGCCGCUGGACUUCCCGGGAUGUUGGCAUGGCAGACAAGUCUGUCGCUAGUGGUGGCUGGCAGGAGCCGGAGAAUCCUCACACACAGAGGAUUAACAAACUGGUUGAGUACUACCAGCAGUUGGCUCAGAAAGAGAAGAUUGAGCGGGACCGGAAGAAGCUGGUGCGACGCCGAAACUACAUGCCCCUGGCCUUUUCGCAACACACUAUACACGUAGUGGACAAAUAUGGCUUGGGAACCAGGCUUCAACGCCAGAGGCCCGGAGCACCGAUCAGCGCCCUUGCUGGACUCUCCCUGAAAGAAGGGGAGGACCAAAAGGAGAUCAAGAUUGAGCCAGCUGAUGCAGUGGAAGAAGUGGAACCUCUUCCUGAGGAUUACUACACAAGACCAAUCAAUCUGACAGAAGUGACGACUCUGCGUCAGCGUCUGCUGCAGCCUGACUUCCAGCCAAUCUGUGCUUCCCAGCUCUACCCACGUCAUAAGCAUCUCCUGAUCAAACGUUCACUGCGCUGUCGGAAAUGUGAACAUAACCUGAGCAAACCAGAAUUCAAUCCGACAUCUAUCAAAUUCAAGAUCCAGCUGGUUGCUGUUAACUAUAUCCCUGAAGUGAGAAUCAUGUCUAUUCCCAACCUGCGCUACAUGAAGGAGAGCCAAGUCCUUCUGACUCUGACCAACCCAGUGGAGAACAUCACACACGUCACACUGCUGGAGUGCGAGGAGGGAGACCCUGACAACAUCAACAGCACUGCCAAGGUGGCAGUUCCUCCCAAGGAGCUUAUCCUGGCUGGCAAAGAUGCUGCGGCAGAAUAUGAUGAGCUGGCAGAGCCUCAAGACUUCCAGGAUGACCCUGACAUUAUUGCCUUCAGAAAAGCCAAUAAAGUGGGAGUUUUCAUCAAGGUCACCCCACAGAAAGAAGAGGGUGAAGUGACCGUGAGUUUCAAGAUGAAGCACGAGUUCAAAAACCUUGCUGCUCCAAUCCGGCCCAGUGAGGAGGGCGAUCACAACUCUGAGGUCAUCUGGCUUACCCAUCACGUGGAGCUCAGCCUCGGUCCAGUGCUUCCAUAAAUGCUCCCAACGCUUGCGCCCCGACAGCCGGCUGCAGGAUGGACUGUCACAGUGAAAAAAGGACCUGGUGAAACGUUCUGCAAGAGUUCCUUUGUGAUGUGUGGGUGUGUGCCACGGGCCCCAGCCAGGCUGUGAGAGGUGGCUGAGGGUGCUGUGGUUUGGGAUGGUUUGUUCUCUCUCCUCUUGUCGUAGUGCCCACUAACUA